AUGACAGUGCUGGAAUUAUGGUUGUUUGCCGAAAAGAUUAAGUGCAUAAAGCUCCAGAACUAUAGCGUGAAUUUCAUUCAAGAGUACUAUCUUCAGGAUGCUGUGUUCAUAGAUUUUAUUGACCUGAAAUACGUUGCUGGCGCCACGAAGCACGACUACGCUAGAGAUAAUCCUCUACGGAAAUUCUGUGCUUUACAACUUCACUACCAGAAUAACAAUGGAGAGCACGAAGCCGUUCACCAGGCUAUCCUUAAUUCGUCGGAUAUAAUUAAUCUAUAUCUCGAAUAUGAAGGCACGUACUGGUUGGACUCCGAAUUUGACCCCAGAAGUCGUGGAAUUAAUUUUUCUUGCGAAUUCCACGUUCACGAUGACGAUGAAGAUCGCGAGGAUUGCCAAAUAAAGCUCGAAUAA
This is a messenger RNA of Botrytis porri, 411 nucleotides long. RefSeq lists its product as uncharacterized. The coding region runs from base 1 to 411 and encodes 136 amino acids. The transcript has a single exon. The record is from RefSeq and is a predicted model, not a curated record. Lineage: Eukaryota; Fungi; Ascomycota; Leotiomycetes; Helotiales; Sclerotiniaceae.